Molecule: messenger RNA, 852 nt
Organism: Lolium perenne
Lineage: Eukaryota; Viridiplantae; Streptophyta; Magnoliopsida; Poales; Poaceae
Biological process (GO): regulation of DNA-templated transcription
Molecular function (GO): DNA-binding transcription factor activity; DNA binding
Source: RefSeq, a predicted model, not a curated record
GUAUUCGAACUGGCUAAGUGCUUAAGAUACUCGUAGUUAACUCGAGGUCAGUAUAUAUCCAGGCCGGGCAGGGUAGCACGAUGGCGCCACAGGAGAGCGGCAGGCCAACAGCCACCGGCACCGCGAUGAAGGUGUGCCGUCGACGCCGCUUUCUCGGCGUCCGGCAAAGGCCGUCGGGCCGGUGGGUCGCCGAGAUCAAGGACUCAGCGCAGCGCGUCCGCCUGUGGCUCGGCACGUUCGACACCGCCGAGGACGCGGCGAGCGCUUACGACGAGGCGGCGCGCGCGCUGCGCGGGGACGGCACGCGCACAAACUUCGCCGCGCGGCAAGCAGCCUCCCCGGCGAGGGCGAGGAUUAGCAAGAACCUGCAGCACGUCAUGGCGAGGGCGGCCGCGGGCAGGUCAUCCUCGGCGUAUGGCCCUGGUGUGAGCGACCAGUUCGCGCUCGCCGCAGUGUUCCGGCACUGGCAGCAGCCGACGCUCGCGCAGCGCCAGCAGAUUCUGCCGCGAGGCUGCGGUGUCGAGGCUGAACACGUGCAGGUGGCAUCCAGCGCGGUGCAGCCGAGCUUCGUCGUGCCGAGGCGCACGGAGGCGCCGCCGCCGUCGGCAACGCUUGAAAAUGAGGACGUUGUCUGGGGCGCGGGCAUGAUGGACGUUUUGGAGUUGGCCGGCGGCGGCGGCGUGGAGACGACCGCGGAGCAGGCGUUCAGGGUGUCGUCGUCUCUGAUCGUGCCGUCCAAGUUCGGUGCAGCGCCAGAGCCGUUGUUUGGUCUCGAUGAUUUCUAGCCAUCAGAGAACGUGGUUCGAUUGCGCUCGCGCGCGCGAUGGAACAGUGUACAUAUAGCGCGAUGCC